GUGUAUGAAUGAAUUUGUAUUCAUUAAUCUGUUGGCAAUAAAUGUCUUGUCACAAUGUAGCCAUGGAAGCCUACAAGGAUGUCAACAAAAAAAGGGCUCACGGGGAUUGGUACUCGGAUGCAGCACUCCUAUGUGUACCAUUUUAACCUCUCUACAUGCCGCUUAUGUUAUUCCCGUCUCUUGCAAGUUUGUUUUGGUCCAGGGUUAGUCUUACCUGUGUUUGUCAUGAACAGUUAGUCUUGUAUCUAUCUUUCCUGUUGUCAGAGAUAUGCUCUUGGUGAUGGCGAUCGAUUUCCAUCAGACGGUUGCCAAUGAAUUUCUACACCAGUAUCAGAAGCAUCCUAAGGUUAAGGCCUGCGACCUUUAACAAUGAGAUAUGUUAUGGUCAACCAGGGAUUCUGGUUAGGUCACCCAAAUCUCCUUAUGUACAGCGCACAAUGAGAAACUAAUCAUGUCUCGCAUCACAUAGCAUGCACAAAGAUACCAAAAGAGUACAGCUUUUACAUCUAAAUGAGUGGUUGGUCGUACUGCAAUCUAUCCCAAAUUCAAUACCAAACCUUAAAUUAGAAACCUCUUGAUGGUCUUAGAGCUUCUUCGGUGGGAAAGGAUUCCAUUUGUGGAUACGUGAGAUAUAGGAUCUGCUUGUGUUGGACCUGGUCCUCCAUGCGCUCUUCCCUCGAAACGCAGGGACCAUCAGCCGACCCCUAUCAAAUCAGAGAUCAGCGCAAGGAAGACAGCAGCUGUGGUGUUUGUCUCCCAUAGGUUAGUACGGUUGUUGCGUCCUCACCUGCAACUUAACUGUUUCCCAUGCACCCCAGCCAGUCAAAGCUGCCCUUUUACUUUCCCCUCAUCUUUGGGCCCACCUCCCCGCAUCCCAAGGUUGGUGGGUCUGGUCACCUUCCUCUUGCUGUCAGUAAUCCUCUAGCCAUCCCCCAGUACAGUCCCCAGCGGCUGACAAAAAGGGCCAGAAGCAUGGAAUAAAUGAGCCCCAAGCCCAAAAGAAGACGCAGGAAGGGAAUCUCUAAUCUCCACUAUUGUCUUUACUCCUCAAUCGCACAGCACCCUCUCCACUCUUUUUUCUCUCCACCCUCCUGUUUCUUUUACUCCUGUUGUCUUUAGCUCCCCUGCAGAUGAGGACCAUCAUGGCAAGAACCCCCCAUGAGUCAUCCUUCUCCUUCUCCAAGAGGCACUUCCAACGGAUCAUCGGAAAGGGCGGUGGGGGUGAAGAGAGGAAGCAUGCAGAAGGUGGGGAGGCAGAGGAAGAGUUUCUCGCUUUCUCCAACUCCUCAUCAAACGUUUGUGAUGAUGAGCCCGUGGCGGCCGCUCCACCGCCUGCGAGGAAAAGGGGGCCUUCCUCUGCUGCCGUGGCCGUCUCGAGGUUCCGGACGGUUAUAGCCGCGGUGAUUGCCCGGAGGCAUCGGCUGGCGGGCCUGGGCCCCCGCGUCACCGGCACCCUGUUCGGGCACCGCCGGGGCCAUGUCCACUUCGCCUUUCAGGUGGACCCCCGCUCGUGCCCGGCGCUGCUCAUCGAGCUCGCCACGCCGACGAGCACGCUCGUGAGGGAGAUGGCAUCGGGGCUGGUGCGAAUUGCCCUGGAGUGCGAGCGGAGGGGCGGGAAGGUGGCGGGGAAGCUGCUGGAGGAGCCUCUGUGGCGGGCCUACUGCAACGGGAAGAAGUGCGGCUACGCGGUGCGGCGCGAGUGCGGGCCGGCCGAUUGGAGGGUGCUGCGGGCGGUCGAGCCGGUGUCGAUGGGCGCGGGGGUGCUGCCGGGGGAUGGGAGCUCCACCUCGGAGGGGGAGAUGAUGUACAUGAGGGCGAGGUUCGAGCGGGUGGUGGGAUCUAAAGACUCCGAGGCCUUCUACAUGAUGAACCCUGAUAACAACGGUGGCCCUGAGCUCAGUAUCUACUUGCUAAGAGUUUGAUUCCAAAAGGAUUCUGAUCCUAUUCUCUCCUUGGCCAUGGAAAAAGAUUUAGGUUCUUUCUGGUAAGCAUGGUACUUUGGGUGGUUGGUUCUGUUUUGCCUUUAAUUUUCCUCCUCUUUUUUCCUUUUUUUUUUUUUCUCUCUUUUUCUUCUUUCCCCUUCAAUUCUACUGGUAAUAAACUGGUUUUGCUUUGGGGGACUGUUUUGUUAGAUUUAGUAGACAAGGUGUUCUAUAGCGGUAUAGUGGUCUACUGGUAAUGCUUAAAACUAGUGGUUGGCUUGAAGGUUUGUCAAAACAAUUGUUGUAACAGCGCAUAAGCUGGGGGUAUAUAUUGUAGUUGGCUGUGUAUUUAUAUCUUUCUUAUAAUUUCUAUUUGGAGAAUAGGAGGAUCCAAGGUAAUGAAUCCACUAUGAUGUAGUUUGAUGGAUAAAUGUUCCUAAAUUGAUGUUUCAUUAGUAAUUUCUUCACCUCAUGCUUUUGGA
Messenger RNA from Elaeis guineensis (African oil palm), 2404 nucleotides. Its product is annotated as protein MIZU-KUSSEI 1. The record is from RefSeq and is a predicted model, not a curated record. NCBI's taxonomy places the organism in Eukaryota, Viridiplantae, Streptophyta, Magnoliopsida, Arecales, Arecaceae. Gene Ontology annotation, biological process: hydrotropism.